UCAGACCUCUGUCUCGGCAAACCAGCCCUGAGGUCCUUGCCCAUUUCUGCCACCGUCGCUGACGCUUUCGCGGCCUUGAAAAAUACCGACGACAACUUCAUCAGUGUAUGGGACUGCGUCGAUCACUCGGCCAAGGUUGAGUUUGGUCACAACAACGUCGGCGUUGGCUGUGAGUGCCGUUGCGUUGGCAAGGUGUGCAUGGUGGAUGUGAUAUGCUAUCUUUGCAGGGAUGAGAAUCUGUUUUCUCCUUCUGCUGCCCUGAAGGCGCCUGUUUCUGCAAGCUCCAAAAACGUGAAUCUGUUUAACCUCCCCUGUUUCAAGCAAGCUCUGCAAAACGUGAAUCUGUUUUUCUUGUCUUUUCAGAUUGUGGGAAGCCAUCGAUCUGAUUCUGCAAGGAGCCCAGAACCUUGUGGUACCGAUACAAACCAAACUAAGCAGCUAUUCAAGAAGAAAACAGCUCCAAAAACCCUCGACCACCGGCCCUACUACCAUCCACAACGGCCGCGAAUUCUGCUGGUUGACUCAAGAGGACGUGAUCCGGUUCCUUCUCGGCUCCAUCAGGCUCUUCUCCCCGCUCCCGGCGCUCUCUGUUGACACUCUUGGCAUUAUCACCACCGACAUCU
Molecule: messenger RNA, 623 nt
Organism: Carya illinoinensis
Lineage: Eukaryota; Viridiplantae; Streptophyta; Magnoliopsida; Fagales; Juglandaceae
Exons: 1
Coding region: 199-594 (131 amino acids)
Source: RefSeq, a predicted model, not a curated record